Messenger RNA from Ostreobium quekettii, 4470 nucleotides. Lineage: Eukaryota; Viridiplantae; Chlorophyta; Ulvophyceae; Bryopsidales; Ostreobiaceae. The record is from the annotation of a GenBank genome assembly.
AUGACACACACACGAGGCGGCCGAUGGGCCGCCUCGGCUGCCUCGACGGCGUCCUUGCUGAUCAUCGCCCUGUGCGCCUGGGGCGCGGGGCGGUGCGGCGCGCAGGAGCCGAUCGUCUUCAGGGCGGGGGCGGUGCUCACAGAGAGGGGCCACGGUCCCACCGACGAGAUGCAGGAGGCGCGCGAGGGCUACGAGCUCUUCGCGAUGCGCGUGGGCGCGCUGCACGACGGCAGGGGCUUCCGGGUGGUGGGCCGCGACGGCGGGCGGAUAUUCUUCAAGUUCAGGUUCGAGUCCAGGGACGACGGCGGUGCGGAGAAGCGCCACAGGCGGGAGCUCAGGGAGCUGCUCCACAGGCCGCGGGACCCCGUGCACUUUGUGUUCGGCUCCCACCCCGAGUUUGCUGAGAGCGAAACAAGGAUUUGCGAAAAGGCAAAACGCCUGAACUACCACUGUUGCGUGGGACCUGAGGAGAUAUACAGGCAGGGCCACAAGUACGUUUUUGGCGUCACUGCCAGCAACACCAAGUACCCUGAGCUGGCAUUGCGGAGCAUGGCCUUGAAGGGGCUGAAGAGUCUGGCAGUCAUACACCGCUCAGACAACGUUUUCACAAGGACUACCUGUGAGUACGCCAUCACCUUGGCGAAUGAGCGGUUCAUGAAGCAAGUAGGCAGGGUCAGCCUCAAGAUCACAGACACCUACAACAUAACAGAGAUUCGCGAGUCACUGGAACGUCAAAAUCCAGGAGUUCCAGCCAGGGCGCUUGAAGAGGCGGAGCUGAGGACACGUUUCCAGAAUUUUGCGAUGGAGGCGAAAAGACACGAUGUGGAAGGCGUUGUGGCUUGUGGUUUCACAUCCGAUGGCAGAAUGCUGGUCGAAGCAUUCAAUGAGGAAAAGUACCCCCUCAAGAGCUUCUUCCUGACAGUUGGCCCCACGAAGAAGGAUUGGAUCUUGCAAACCAACAACUCCGCAUACAUGCUCAGUGCAGUACAGUGGCAUCGGGCACAGAAAUACACAGGAGACGACCGGACUGUUCCUUUGAGAGACGACCUGUUUGGAACGCCAAAGCAUUAUGUGGACUAUCACAAUGUGAUAUAUGCAAAGCCACCAACAUAUCUGUCAGCUGGUGCAAGUGCUGUUGGUUUGACCCUGAUGCUGGCCAUCAACGAGACAUUCAGCAAGUGCAACCUGGCCGAGUUUGCUGGCAGUGCCGACGAUCUGUUGUUCGGUCCCCCCCUCAAGUGUCGUGAUGGUAGGGUGCUGGAUGGGUAUGAGCGCAUAAGGCUGCAGCUGAAAGAGCUGGACCAGCUCACCUUUUUUGGCCAUGUGAGGUUCAACAAGGACCAGCGCAACAUUGGCAUGGAUCCUGUGACUACACAGGUUUUGGGAGACACAGACGAGUGUGAAGAAAUCUCCCCAGGUGAACUGGGCGUUGAGGCAGUGCUUCCAUUGGACCUGGCAAAUAGGGAACUUAGGAUGCCAGCAUGCAAUCCAUUCAGGACAACCUGCAGGCCGGGGCAGAUGGUGCCCAGUGACAUCUUUGCCAGCUGCAGGGACUGCUACAUUGGGACGUUCUCAGUUGGGAAUGAUUCCGACCACUGCGACUCGUGCCCUCCAGGGAUGUACAACAACAGAACGGGCCAGUCCAAGUGCAAAGUGUGCCCCGAGAACACACACACGUUGGAAAGCAACCGGACCAGCAUUGAGGACUGUGUGUGCAAGCUCAACUUCUUUGAACCCCGGAAUCGGACUGGGCAUCCUUGCUUGCCAUGUCCAGAUGGUGCAAGGUGUGAUGGAAAUGGGGCCUGGGUAGAGCCACUGAAAGGCUACUGGGUUGCUGAAGAUGUAGAGGAGAGGUCCACAGUGUACGAGUGCUCACUGAGGUCUGCAUGCCCAGGAGAAGGCCCGGGCCAAUGCAGAGAGGGCCAUGCCGGCAGGAUGUGUGACGCAUGUCAGAAGGGCUACUUUUACGUCUUUGACAGAUGUUUCAGGUGCAUCUCCAAGCGUGUCCUGACGGUGCUAUUUGUGUUUCUCAUUGUUGGCUGGUACAUGCUGAAUGUGGUCAUCUCAAAAAGUCUUCCCUCAGUGGACAUCCUGCUGAGCUGGGCGCAGCUUGCCAAUGUCAUUGGAGACUUGGACCUCAGCUGGCCCCUUACCCUGGAGAUAGUCUUUGGCGUUGCAAACUUGAUGGACUUCGAUGUGGACAUCAUGGAGCCCACAUGUUUCUACAGCGACUGGAGCUAUGAAGACAACUUCUUUGUGCAGCUCUGCCUGCCCUUCAUCAUGGGCUUCUUUGCCCUGAUCGGCUACCUUGUGGCCAGCCUCCUCAAGUUCCUGGCAAAGAACCCGGACACCAAACGCUACCAGUUUCUGCGCAUGUUUCAGUUUCUCCAGAGGGUGCCUCGGAGUCAGGCUGAGCUGGACGCAAAAUGGGACAUGACUGUGGCAGCCUUCCUUUCUUCCAUUGAGGUCACAUACAUCACAAUCGCCAAGUACUGCUUCGAUGCAUUCAAGUGCAGGGAUGUGCAUGGCGUCAUGGUCCUGUGCGCUAGUCCAGAGAUCGAAUGCGGCUCGAGUAAGCACAAUGUAGUGCGUGGCCUUGCUGCUGCAGGCAUCCUGUUUUACGUCAUUGGUUUCCCACUGUGGGUCUCCUGGAGGCUGUCAUCACUGCGCAGCAGGCAGGCCUUUGCAGAUCCAGUGGCCCUCCGCCGAUAUGGCUUCCUGUACCGCAGGUACGAGCUGGAAUAUUUCUGGACUGGCCUAGUGGUCCUGGUUCGCCGAGUGCUGUUUGUCCUUGUCCUCGUCUUCGUCCACAAUGCUGCAUUCCAAGUAGCGCUCCUGGCAGCCAUCAUCAUAUGCUCCCUCAUGCUCCACGUCUACAGCGCCCCAUACGUUGACACGUACUUGGAUUGGCUGUUCAGCAUCCUCUUGAUCUCCCUCUUGAUCGAGUGCUUUGGAGGGCUGAUGUUUUAUGCUGACAAUCUCCCCAACGCCAACAAGGGCAUUCUGGAGGUGUUUGUGCUCUCGGGGUUGUUCCUGUUGGUAGCAGUGUUUGUGUACACAUUUGUUCGGGAGAUGAAAAAGAAGGUCGAGAUUCUAGAGAUCAGGCGCAUGCACUGCCGGGCGGUCCUCAACAAAGAUGUCUUUGAGGAGGAUGCCGAUGGCACAGGGCGAUGGGAAAGGAAAACGCGCUCCAGCCAGGUCAGCAGAGAGCUCACUUGCACUUUCAACCCAAACUUUGUGUACAAGGCCCUGAAAGACUCUGACGAGGAAAUGCUGCUGCGCUGGGACAAGCUGAGUGACAUGCUGAAAGAGUACAUGGCUGACCGCUCAGAGACCAGUUACUUGAGUCUGAAACCUGUGGCCAAAUUCUGGCGCAAGCUGGUGGAGAGGUUCCCUGAGCUUAUUGACUUUCUGACUGUGGCGGAUGAGGACACCCGAAAUGACUUCAAAUCUUUUGCAACCAAGUUGUACAACGACUUUUAUCUGAAGAAGAACAUCGAGAGCGCGCCCAUAUUCAGAGUGCUGAACUGGCGAGAUCGGGCGCCCCUUGCACAGUGGCUGGCCAUGGCGGAGGAGAAGGAUCUGGUUUUCUUCAGGGAGUUCAUGGUUGACAUGUACAGAGCAGCGAAGUUCCCCGGUGCUGCAGAAGAUAUGGAGAUGAAGAUUCGGGACAAGGGUGGACACGAAUUGGCGAGUCCAGAUGAGGGCAAAGCACAGCAUUUCCCUGGCAGGUUGGCGAGAUUGUGUGGCUGGAACGAAUUCGUCCGUGUGCUGUCGAACAACACACACAUUUUGGAGGAAAUCAAUGAGAAGCGAGGGCCGCUGAGGCACACUGCAAAGAAACAGAUUAUGACUCAAGCCAUGGUUGUGACAGCAGCAGCGAAAUUCAGGGCAGCCUCGAAACGGGGUGCCAUGGAGAAGAAGAGCGGUGCAGUCUCGCAUAAGGGGGACUCGCUGUUGCAACGGCCCCAAGAAGAGGGAAUUGUCGUCGGUGCACAAUUUGUGGCGGACGGGCAGGUGGCAGACCCGUCCAACAGGAAUGAACCACACGAUCAUGCUUGGAGAAAUCGGGAUGCAGAACACACGUCCGUGCCUGAGAGGGGCAUCGGCAGAGCUAUACCGACCAGUGAGCAGCCACGCACCAACAGAGGGAGUGACUCACAUUCUGAGGUGCCCUCUGGCGUGCAUCCGGAGUGCGAUGGGGAUGGCAACCCAUUUGGUGGCUGCAUCGAGCCGCACAUUUCAUUAAUUAAUAUGGGGCCUGCGGCGCCACAGCGUCCAGCGACAGGGGUGUAUCAUCAAAGCUGGGGUUCGGAGUCAAAGGCCAAUAAUCAGGUGCGCAUGUCAAGUGCACAGAGGGGUUCCCAUCGGUGGCAGAGAAGACACCAGAGCAUGGGGAACCUUGUUCUAACUGUAGUUGUAGAUGAACCAGAAUUGUCGAUGCCAUCGGAUCAGGUGGAUGGAUCGUAG